AUUCUCUGCCACGCGUUUUAUUGUAACGUCAGCGUGAUGCUCACCGCCGAAGCUACGGGGCAGACUGGCGAGGCGCGCCGUCCGAUAAGCAGGCAGUGUGACAAUCUCUGCUGAGUGCGCCUACGAUAACUAACCGAUAAGUGCUAAACGCGACGGGCGCCGCUAUCGCGGACUUAUUACUGGGACGUGCCGUGCCUCGUCAACCUUCUUAUCGGAUAGCGGUGACCAUGGCUACGCCUCGCCGAAGCUGCGACGACAUUGUUCUGCCCGAUUCGCGCAGGAGCUUGCCGCUGCUGCUGCUUCCCGUGGGGUCGCCGCUCGCAGCGACAACGGCCUCUACAGCAGAGAAACGCUUGCGUUGACGAGUCGGCUGACCACCUGUUGUUGCUGCUGCUGCUGCUGCUGCCGCCGCUGCUAUGCUGCUGGUGCCACCACGGUGAGACGAGCGGGCCGCCGAAAGGAGACCCCGAGUUUGGCGGCGUGUUUCUUCUGAGGACUAUGCACUAUCGCCGCUAUGCUUACAACUAUGACUCGGCCGACCUGUUCGCGACGCCCGGCGUGCCGUGGCAAGCCAUCUGCCGUAGCAAGAUGUGCGUCAAGACCUUCUUUUUCGCCACGGCCACUUUCCUGCUGGGCAUGGUGUUCCUCGUCACGAUGCGGCUCUCCCUGCACGACCAGCGGGUCACCGUCGACGACUACGACCUGCCGCCGUCGCUGGACGGCUGGAAGGUGCAGGCCCUGUGUCAGGGACCCCCGCUGGACGUGCUGUUCUUCGUGCACACCGCGUCGGAACACUCGUCGCACCGGCAGUUCCUGCGCGACACCCUCGGCGACCCCAUGGUCAGCGAGCAGCUCAACUCGGCCAUGGUCUUCUUCGUGGGCCAGUCCAAGAACCUCACCGUGAGCCGCGCCGUCCAGGAGGAAGCCCGCAGCGUCGGAGACGUGGUCGUGUUCCCUUUCACGGACACGUACCGCAACCUGACCUACAAGUUCGUCUACGGCCUCAAGUGGGCCACCGACAACUGCCGGGAGUCUGUGCGCUUCGUGGUCAAGAUCGACGACGACGCCCUGGUGAACGUGUUCCUGCUCGCCGACUACCUCAAGAACGUCACCAGCUCGACCGACACGCGCAUCCACUGCCUCGCCUGGAAGCGAACGCCCGUGGUGCGAAAUCGCAAGUCCAAGUGGUUCGUCACCCGCCAGGAGUACCCGGCCCGUACUUACCCGACUUACUGCGGCGGCCUGGGCUUCAUCCUGCCCGUGCGCACACUGCCCAUGCUGUUCAACGCGUCGCGCCAGGCGACGUUCCUCUGGAUCGAUGACGUCUACUCGACGGGCAUCCUGGCCAAGGUGGCCGGCGUGGGUCACGUGCAGCUGCGCCAGUACUACGACCUGUAUCCGAACGAGACGGCGCCCAGCAUCAGGCCCAAGGCCAUGUUCACCCACCUGGGAACGCCCAGCGUUGUCGAGCAGCGGUACAGACUGUGGGACGAGCUGAUGCAGACGCACAACGCGACUUCGAGGACAGAAGGUUCGGGAGGGUAGUGUCUGUGGAGAUUCCUUCCUCCCAGCUGAAUCUUUCGUGUCCGACCUUUGGGUCUGAACCGACCCUAGGGCGAUAUCUCGAAAGGCGACGAUGCACCUGGACUUUCGGAACAGACUGCUCCGGAGGUUACGUCGGGAUACGAGGGUUCCAAAGAUUCGUCUCAACGCCGUGCCCACGAGGCGGUUCUCAGUGUUUGGUGUGAAAGGUUAAAGUUCUCCGGACGCCAGUUCUCGGAAGGUGCAGCGAAAGCUCGGUGGCGAGUUCUUCGUUCCGAAACAGUGAGAUGUCGGCGACUACACUACGCUGAGCCGGGAGACCCCAGCCUCGAAAAGCUGUGCGUGGUGCUCGUUGUCUACUCUGUGCGCGCUAUACGCAGUGUGCUAGGUUUCUGUUCCCCGAAAGAAGCCAAGAUGAGUUCCUGCCAUCGUAUCGUGCGCUGUGCUGAGGUGGAGUGCUUACGUGUGUCGCGCACGUUGAAGGGCUGAAGUGCGGCCGCACGUGAAGUGCCGAAGAGCGCGUCGGCAGCCACUGACGAUUCAUGCGUCUUGCUGUUCACAUAGAUUGUUCAUUUCCUGACGCCCAGAAGGUCAACGCAAGUGACAUGUAACCACGGUCACAACCCACGUAAACGCAUAUCGACUCCGGCAGUCGUGUGUGUCGCGCUCGAAAGAUUGCAACACUGCGCGUUGCUAUAGUCUCUUCAUGGCACAACGUUGUGCUCCUGCAGCCUGCGUCGAUGGGCGAUUUCUGUAGCGCCGAAAAUGUGAUUUUUUUUUUCUGGGCUUGUGCGCUGCCGAUACCUGCGAGGGCAGCGCGCAGUAUGUUGCAUAUUAUGCGGUUAAAGAUGCAGCACUGCGAGACCUUAUUUUCACGCAACGCCAAAGGUCUGCAAAAGUCAGCUGCAGCGUACAUACCGAAUUGACAGUUCGCGAUCAAGCCCACCGCACAUUACUACGUUUUUACACACAGCAUCGGGAAACGUUUCCGAGUCUACACGCAAAGCGUGUUAAGUUAAUGUCCUGCGAACGUUGGUUGUUUUUUGCAAAUGUAGCGCAGAUAUAUUUAUGCCGGUACGUUGUAGUAUUUUGUUCAUAACCUUUUUAUGAGAGUCUACUUCAAACGGAGCUCGACGAUCUCUACUAUGUCGGGAUAAAAAAAAUGAGUUUUCACCGACA
Dermacentor silvarum is the source of this 2721-nucleotide messenger RNA. Its product is annotated as beta-1,3-galactosyltransferase 5. Gene Ontology annotation, cellular component: membrane. Gene Ontology annotation, molecular function: hexosyltransferase activity. Bases 499 to 1545 code for a protein of 348 amino acids. The transcript has 2 exons. The record is from RefSeq and is a predicted model, not a curated record. Lineage: Eukaryota; Metazoa; Arthropoda; Arachnida; Ixodida; Ixodidae.